Messenger RNA from Acytostelium subglobosum LB1, 2703 nucleotides. RefSeq lists its product as hypothetical. NCBI's taxonomy places the organism in Eukaryota, Evosea, Eumycetozoa, Acytosteliales, Acytosteliaceae. The record is from RefSeq and is a predicted model, not a curated record. The transcript has 18 exons. The coding region runs from base 1 to 2703 and encodes 900 amino acids.
AUGAAUAUACCAAUCAUUAUCAUAUGUUUAUUGUUAGCACUCACAUGUCCAAUCACCAAGGGAGCUCAAUCAUUGCAUCCCGAUGAAUAUAAGUCUGUACAAUGGAUAAUGAACCAAUAUCAACAGACUAUGUCAUUGGUCAAUCCAUCAUGUGAUGAGAUCAACAUAUCCACAAACAAUGAGACUGACCUAAUAUGUACCAAUGACACUGUACAAAGAAUUAUUACAUUAUUGAAUACCAUGCCUGGAAUCAAAUCACUGAUGCCAAGUGCCAACCUACUCCAAAUGUUAGACAAUCCAAUCAAUGUUAAUAUCCAAGAGAUACAGAUUACCAACACUGAUGCCUCAUGGCCCGACAAUUUCCCAGUCAACUUCAAAUUGAAGACAUUAUACUUUGACAAAGUAACAUUAUCUGGAAACAUUGGACAACUUGCAUUUAACAAUGCUGUAUCAUUCAGGUUGACUGAAGUCAACUAUACCUCAUCAUUCACUCAACAUAUAUUUAUGGAUCCAUCACUAACUUAUCCAUCAUUAGUUGAACUUAUUUUGGAGUAUCCACGUUCACCAAUGACCUACACCUCAUUCAAUCUUAAUAAUGUUCAUUUCCCUUUGCUUAGUACAUUUGACCUGACCAACUAUGAGAAUGUGACAAUAACUCUUGGUGUAAAGAAUAUCACCAUUUUUUCUGUGAGGACUAUGUCACUGGACCCUUCAAAGACCAAAGGAAAUCCAUUAUCCUUGGUCCAACUUGUUGGAGACCUUCCAAACUUCUUACAACUGACACUUAACGGAGCCAACAUCAAUCCAACCAACUUGACCAACUAUCCAACCUUGUACAAUAUUAGACAUUUGAAUUAUACCAUCCCACUUACCGACAUCAAACAAGUAGAAACAUUGACAAUCCAAAAUGGCAACAUGAAGACUGCUCCACCCCCAAGUUGGUUGAUGCCUAGAAGUAGUACUACUUCGGUAUAUCUAAUGGGUAAUGAGAUUGAGGGAGAGUUACCUGAUUAUCCAGUGGCACCACAUACCUUCAAUGUUGGUCAGAAUCCUGGUGUUGUUGGAACUAUCCCAGAUUCACACUGCAAUAUCCAAUGGAUGGAUUACACCAAUACAUCAAUCACCAAGGUACCCGACUGUUUCUACUGCUACUGGACAUUCGUUGGAGUAAAGCUUACCAAUACACCUAUCAAAGGUGUGCCAGCCAACUUUUCAUGUCCGGUCGUAUUGGAUAAGACACACUUUAUUAUCACUGAUCCAGUGUACAAUAGGUUCACGAUCACUGGAAAGAACUUGGGAUUCCAUCAACUGUUUAUGAAUAUAUCAAGCCUUCUUGUGCCUGAUAUAAUCCUUCCAAGUACCAUAAUAGGUUUGACCCCUCCAGAACCAUAUGGCAAUGCAACAAUCUACUUCUCACAAUACAACAAGAAUCCUAUUACAAUAUUCUGGGCAAGAGAUCUUACUGUUGUGGAUAAUAUCGAGUCAACUUUAUUCAAUGGUACACUCUCUGUAAAUAUCACUGGUACCUUCCAAUCAGAGUACAACUACACUGUGUUGGUAACACAACAGUUGUGCACUAUAUUCCAACAAACCAAUCAAACACUACGUUGUACAGUACCAUCAUUCACCAUCAAUCCCAAUGUACCCAUGGUAUACAACGUCUCAUCUCCGUAUCAAUCGAUUUUCAAACCAUUAUAUAUCCAGAACUCACCUGUUGUUAUUGAUACAUCUGAUCUAACGACUGAUGGUGGCAAACUCACGUUGACCGGAUUGUUUGUUGUAGUACAAGUUGAUGGAUCAAAUGGUGCACUCUCAGUUGGUUAUGUCAACCUCUCAGUCAUUGUCGACAAAGUAGAAUACCACUCUUCCAAUCAGUUAUUCAUUGACCCUAUUGUGUUAAAGGAGGACUGUGGAGACAAGGCCAACAAGUGUAAUGGCAAAGGUGAUUGUAAUGGAAGGGGAGUGUGUGAUUGCAGUGUUGGCUUUGGCGGCCAUUAUUGUGAGUUUACACUUAGUCCAGAUGUACAGAUACUUCCAUCAGACACCUCAUCAGCCAUCCAGACAACAAAGUCAAAGUUGAAUUUCAAUCUUGUCGAGAUACAAGAGUUGGACCUUAAUCGUCGUGUAGUUCUGCCAAACCAGCCAUUCCUCGAGGUAUCUGUGAUAUUCCAAUUCUCGAGUCAAUCAAGAUCAUUGUCUUUUGGUGGCAUGGAUGUCAACUUGUUACCAAACGCACUCAAAGUGACUGUGUCGAUCAAUCACUGGCAGUUCUUGAGCAACAUCAAUUCAUUGAGACCUGUCUUUGCCAACACAAUUACCAACUUGACCGAUCGUCAUGACAGUCCAUGUCAUGCCAACACAGACUCUACAACCACCAUCUCUGACAACCUGACCAAGAGUCUGUCCUACAUCCAAGUCACAUUCGAGGAGACUGUCUACUAUGGUCGAUUCUUGCCUGUCGCCGUGGCAAAUGGUCGACCUACAAACUUCUCAGUGCUGGUUGACAAUAAGAAGGCGGACGAACGAUGUGAGGAGAAGAGUAACAAAUGGUUGAUCAUAGCCAUUGUGGUACCAAUUGGUGUAGUGACCAUUGCAGUGGCGAUCGGUCUAACCAUCUACAUCAAGCAGAAGAUGUACUACCACCAUGAGAACUCCCGUAUCAACUCUAGAUUGAAGAAUAUGAGUACAAAUGGUGAUGCCUAA